Messenger RNA from Seminavis robusta, 579 nucleotides. The record is from the annotation of a GenBank genome assembly. NCBI's taxonomy places the organism in Eukaryota, Bacillariophyta, Bacillariophyceae, Naviculales, Naviculaceae.
AUGUGUCGAUCUACAGAUAAUGCCCACUCUCCCUCAUUCGUGAGGAAACGCAGGAGUCCAAGCUUGGAUAACCGGGCUAGUAGUGGUUCGGGGGGAGACGAUGAUACCACUGCCACCACCGCCGACAUCAGUGACAAUGGGCUGCGCAAGAGAGUCAGUUUCGACGAUACCGUCCUCAUCUACCAUUCCGAACGGCUCAGUUCGGAAGAGAAGAGGCAAGUCUUUUACCGUCCAGCGGACUAUCGACGCUUCCGUUCCGACAGUUGCCUGGAAGUACUCGACCAGCAAGUGCACCUCUCUCCUCUCGCGGAGAUCUUCCAGAAUGUGUUUGGUGUCAAGGCACGAAGCAGGAGCCAACAACUGGCCGCGGCAAUCCCGCACUCGACGGGUUCUUCAAGGCCCGGAACACCAAGACCAACAGCCACGGAUUAUCCCUGGAUGGAGAACUAUUACCCCCAAGCAACAACUGCUCAAGAGACGCCGCGGUCCGUGGUAUCCCCACCGCCUGUCACUACAGAUGAGUUUGUUGACUCUCGUGAGAGGCAAACAAUACGAGAACUGGCCUUUCUCAUUCCUUGA